This is a messenger RNA of Ziziphus jujuba (common jujube), 1549 nucleotides long. RefSeq names its product ethylene-responsive transcription factor 3. Bases 549 to 1259 code for a protein of 236 amino acids. Gene Ontology annotation, molecular function: DNA-binding transcription factor activity; DNA binding. The record is from RefSeq and is a predicted model, not a curated record. The transcript has a single exon. Gene Ontology annotation, biological process: regulation of DNA-templated transcription. Lineage: Eukaryota; Viridiplantae; Streptophyta; Magnoliopsida; Rosales; Rhamnaceae.
UCGGUUUGUGGGGGCGAGAGAAGGUAGAGAAAUCGAGAAAGGAAGGAGGAAAGAAAGAAAGAAAGAAAGAAGCAAAAGAAAGAAAAGCCAUUACAUUACAGCCAGAGAACUCAGAACCAAAAUAAAAAUAAAUAAAUAAAUAAAUAAAAUAAAUAAAAUAAAAAUAUUUUAGUUAUUAAUAUUAUCAUUGCCUUGAAGAGAAGGUGGUGUUGGUGCCAUACCCAUCCGGUUCUCCCCUACUCCCACCCAGACCUCCUUCCUUCUUUCCCUUCUCUCUUUCUCUCUCUUUCCUUCUCUAUCUCUCUCUCUAUCUCUCUCUGCACCUUCUUCUUCCAUUCGCAAAACCCUCUUAAUCUUUUCCCUCAUAUUUUUUCUGGGAAUUAUUUUUUUUUUGCUUUGUUUUCUGGGUUUUUUGGUUUAGACCUUUUCUGUUCGAUUUUUAUGAAAACAAGCAGUAAUUGACUUAGCGCUGCUAAGUUUUUUUUUUUUUUUUUUUUUUUUUCUCCCUUCAAUUUUUUUUUUCUUGGGAUUUUUUGGGUGGUGGUGUCAUGAGGAGAGGGAGAGGAGCAGGAGCAGCCAGACCGGUGGUGGCGGCGGCUGCGCCGCCGGUGGAGGUCAACAACGGAUCGGCGACGAGAAAUAUGGCUAAAGAGGUUAGAUACAGAGGCGUAAGGAAGAGACCGUGGGGUAGAUUCGCAGCGGAGAUCAGAGACCCGUGGAAAAAGACUCGGGUCUGGCUCGGUACCUUCGACUCAGCGGAAGACGCCGCUCGAGCCUACGACGCGGCGGCUCGAUCUCUACGUGGAGCCAAAGCCAAGACCAAUUUCCCGAUGGCUUACUCGCUCUCUCCGCCUUUUUGUUACCAGAAUCCCAGCGAUCCCUUCGCAGAUCACCGGCUUUACGGUCCCGGUGGGUUUCAGGAGCAUCCGGUUGACCCUCAGAGACCCACAUCCAGCAGCUUGAGCAGCACCGUCGAGUCGUUCAGUGGGCCCAGACCGCCUCCUACUUCUACGGCGACGACGAUCGCUCCUGCCGUUUCUUCACGGCGGCGAUAUCCUCGUACGCCGCCUGUGAUGCCUGAGGAUUGCCAUAGCGACUGCGAUUCGUCGUCUUCGGUCGUCGACGACGACAAUGGAGAUAUCGUGUCGUCCUCGGCUUGUCGUAAGCCUCUGCCUUUUGAUCUCAAUUUUCCGCCUGUCGAUGAGGUUGACUUCGCCGCUGAUGGGCACGAUCUACACUGUACGGCUCUAUGCCUCUGAUUUAUGAUGAUGAUCAUGAUGAUCAAUGAUUCAAAAUCUUUUCUUUUUUCUUUUUAAUUUGUCUCUUUUUUCGAAAUAUUAUUAUGCGGAAAAAAAAGAGAAAAAAAAAUUUAUCAGAUAAGAUUAUGAAAACAAAAAAAAAAAAAAAAUGAUCUUAUGAAAUGUUGUUUGAAGAGAAAUUACUUUUUUUUUUUUUUUAAAGGAAAUAUUAUGAGGAUGAUGUUGUUGUUGUAAUGUGUAGCAGGAUUAAUAUGUUAUCAUGCUAUCUAAUCUUAUCUGGGUUUCUCACU